CAAACAUUUUCCACCCAGAUUGGAAUAUUAGACCCCAAAUAAAAAAAGAGCUGGUUGUUGUGAAGGUUGAGAGAUCCAAACUGAAAUGGGUGCAUCAGCAUCAGCAUCAGCAUCACUCUCUCUUUCUCUCUCUAUUUUCAACAGAAAAUGAAUUGCAUCAGAUCUCUCUCCCGUCUCAUACAAAUCCAAUUCAUUCCAAACCCUCUAAUUCUCAGAUCCCAUUCCAAAUCACGAUAACCCAAACCCAAGAAGAAAGAUGUAUAUGUCAUAUGGAUGGCCUCAGGUGAUCCCACUGGAACAAGGUCUUUACCCCUCUUCCCAACAGAUCGUAUACCUUAAAGUCAUCAAUCGUCUCUUGUUGGUCGUGUCCCCUUCUCAUAUAGAGCUAUGGAGCUCGUUCCAGCACAAAGUGAGAUUGGGGAAGUACAAGAGGAGUUCGGAUUCGCUGCAACGGGAGGGAGAGAAUUUGCAGGCUGUGUGGAGUCCUGAUGGCAAAUUAAUAGCUGUUCUUACAUCAUCUUUCUUUCUUCACAUUUUUAAGGUUCAGUUUACAGAGAAAAGAAUACAGAUUGGAGGGAAGCAACCUUCUAGUUUAUUUCUUGCUUCUAUAUCUCUUCUUCUUAGUGAGCAGGUGCCUUUUGCAGAGAAGGACUUGGCAUUGAGCAAUAUUGUAUGUGAUAAUAAACAUAUGCUAGUUGGACUUUCUAAUGGAUCUUUAUACAACAUCUCUUGGAAGGGGGAGUUCUAUGGAUCAUUUGAACUUGAUCCCUUUCCAUGUGAUAGCAGUGAAAUUACACAAAUACCAAAUUCUCUUGAUAAUGGUUUUGCUUCUGGAGGGACUCCAGGAGUUAUUGUAUCUGACCAUAAUAUCUCCAGCAAGUCUGCUAUUAUCCAGCUGGAGCUUUGUCUUCCAUUGAGGUUGCUAUUCAUGUUAUAUUCUGAUGGGCAACUGGUGUCAUGUUCAGUCAGUAAGAAAGGUGUAAAGCAAGCCGAAUCUAUUAAAGCUGAAAAAAGGUUGGGUUCUGGUGAUGCUGUAUGUACUUCAGUUGCUUCAGAACAAGAGCUCCUUGCUGUUGGUACCAGAAGAGGAGUUGUUGAGUUAUAUGACCUGACAGAAUCUGCAUCACUUAUUCGUACUGUGUCUUUGUAUGAUUGGGGAUAUUCAAUGGAUGAUACUGGCUCUGUCAGUUGUAUUGCAUGGACACCUGAUAAUUCAGCUUUUGCAGUUGGGUGGAAGUUAAGAGGACUUACAGUUUGGUCUGUUUCUGGGUGCCGUUUGAUGUCGACGAUCCGUCAGAUUGGUUUAAGUUCUGUCUCGUCUCCAAUGGUUAAGCCAAACCAGGAUAGUAAGUAUGAACCUUUGAUGGGUGGCACCUCACUGAUGCAGUGGGACGAAUAUGGAUAUAGGCUUUAUGCUAUUGAGGAAGGAUCUUCUGAGAGAAUUCUUGCAUUUUCUUUUGGCAAAUGUUGCCUAAACAGAGGAGUUUCAGGAACAACACAUGUUCGUCAAGUUAUUUAUGGGGAAGAUCGGUUGCUUGUUGUGCAGUCUGAAGAUACCGACGAUCUGAAAAUGCUACAUCUUAACCUUCCAGUUUCAUACAUCUCCCAAAAUUGGCCAGUUCAACAUGUGGCUGCUAGCAAGGAUGGAAUGUACUUGGCAGUUUCUGGUCUCCAUGGGUUAAUCAUAUAUGAUAUACGGUUGAAAAAAUGGAGAGUCUUUGGAGAUAUUACUCAGGAGCAAAAGAUUCAGUGCAAAGGUUUGUUAUGGCUGGGGAAGAUCGUUGUUGUCUGCAACUACAUUGAUGCUUCUAACACGUAUGAGUUGCUUUUUUAUCCUAGAUAUCACCUUGAUCAGAGCUCACUGCUUGGUCGGAAACCUUUGCUUGCCAAGCCAAUGGUGAUGGAUGUCUAUCAAGAAUACAUUCUUGUUACGUAUCGGCCAUUUGAUGUCCACAUAUUCCAUGUGAAAUUAUUAGGUGAAUUGACACCUUCUAGUACACCAGAUUUACAGCUUUCUACAGUACGGGAACUCUCAAUCAUGACUGCAAAGAGCCAUCCUGCAGCUAUGCGCUUUAUCCCUGAUCAGCUUCCCAGAGAUAAUAUCCCAAACAAUCAUAUUUCUUCCUCUCCGGAUCUGUUACUUAGUGAGCCUGCAAGAUGUUUGAUAUUGAGGGUGAAUGGGGAGCUUUCACUUCUUGAUUUGGAUGAAGGACGUGAAAGGGAGCUUACCGACUCUGUUGAAUUAUUUUGGGUCACUUGUGGUCAAUCAGAGGAGAAAGUAAAUCUAAUUGAGGAAGUUUCGUGGUUAGAUUAUGGCCACCGAGGAAUGCAGGUUUGGUAUCCAUCUCCUGGUGUUGACCCUUUUAAGCAGGAGGAUUUCAUGCAGUUGGAUCCGGAGCUGGAAUUCGAUCGUGAAGUAUACCCUCUGGGGCUUCUUCCAAAUGCUGGUGUUGUUGUUGGCGUUUCCCAGAGAAUGUCGUUUUCAGCAUGCACUGAAUUUCCAUGUUUUGAGCCUACUCCUCAAGCUCAAACUAUACUGCAUUGCCUACUUCGUCACCUUCUUCAGAGGGACAAAAGGGAGGAGGCUUUAAGGUUGGCACAAUUAUCAGCAGAAAAGCCUCAUUUUUCACAUUGUCUGGAGUGGCUUCUAUUCACUGUAUUUGAUACAGAAAUAACCAGGCAAAAUGUAAGCAAGAACAAUGUCUCAGUCUCUAAAUAUGCUAAAUUCUCUCUUCUGGAGAAGACCUGUGAUUUGAUCAGAAGUUUCCCCGAGUAUUUUGAUGUGGUUGUAAGUGUUGCAAGAAAAACGGAUGGUCGACAUUGGGCGGAUUUGUUUUCUGCUGCAGGAAGAUCUACAGAGUUGUUUGAGGAGUGCUUCCAGCGGAGAUGGUACCGUACUGCUGCUUGCUAUAUACUCGUGAUUGCUAAACUUGAAGGUCCUGCUGUGAGUCAGUACUGUGCUUUACGGUUAUUACAGGCAACGCUUGAUGAAUCAUUAUAUGAACUUGCUGGGGAGCUGGUAAGGUUCUUGCUGAGAUCAGGAAGGGAUUAUGAACAAGCAUCUACAGAUUCAGACAAAUUAUCUCCUAGAAUCUUGGGCUAUUUUCUUUUCCGUCCUAAUUACCAGAGGCAGUCCUCGGAGAAAAGCUCAUUCAAGGAGCAGAGUGCUCAUAUUGCUUCUGUUAAGAGUAUCUUAGAAAACCAUGCGAGUUAUUUAAUGUCAGGGAAAGAACUUUCUAAGCUUGUUGCAUUUGUAAAAGGCACUCAGUUUGAUUUGGUGGAGUAUCUUCAAAGAGAAAGAUAUGGAUCUGCUCGCUUGGAAAACUUUGCUUCAGGGCUUGAACUAAUUGGGCAAAAGCUUCAAAUGAGUACUUUGCAGAGCCGGUUGGAUGCGGAAUUCCUUUUGGCUCAUAUGUGCUCUGUCAAGUUCAAAGAGUGGAUAGUUGUAUUGGCUACACUUCUAAGACGAUCUGAGGUCCUUUUAGAUCUUUUCCGGCAUGAUAUGCGGUUAUGGAAAGCAUAUAGCAUUACCCUGCAGUCACAUCCGGUGUUUGCUGAAUACCAUGAUCUGCUUGAAGACUUGGAAGAGAAACUUUCAUCAGUCACAAAUUUGGAAGAUUAGCAAGGGCAGUUUUGGAUUUCCAAGCCUAGACUUCGGCAACAGAUUGUUGCUAAUUGGAAUAAUUCAAUUGGAACAUUUCCUUGGCCGGAGCAAAUAUCAGUCAAAUCCCAUACAAAUGACCAAGCAUCCAUCGGUCCGUUGAAUGGAGCGGACAAUGAGCACCAGGAAAUAAAUCAUGUUGUCCAUUUUGUAUCUAAUCUUUUGAAUGAAAAUGAUGGUAUUGCUAGUCUCAUUGGAAUAAUAGAAUUGUUCUUUCUUAUAGGUAAGGAGGAACAAAACCUACAUGGGGAGACCUAUGCGCAGUUAACUGCCUCCUGAGUUUUCAUUUUCAUUUUUUAAAUUGUUUAUUUAUUCACAUGUAUAAUUUCUAUAUAUAGAAAAAGAGCCUUUGAUCGUGUAGGCGUUUCUGCAA
Messenger RNA from Quercus robur (English oak), 4034 nucleotides. RefSeq lists its product as uncharacterized. The coding region runs from base 257 to 3622 and encodes 1121 amino acids. The record is from RefSeq and is a predicted model, not a curated record. The transcript has 23 exons. Gene Ontology annotation, molecular function: protein binding. Gene Ontology annotation, cellular component: Golgi membrane; cytosol; Ric1-Rgp1 guanyl-nucleotide exchange factor complex. Gene Ontology annotation, biological process: intracellular protein transport; retrograde transport, endosome to Golgi. NCBI's taxonomy places the organism in Eukaryota, Viridiplantae, Streptophyta, Magnoliopsida, Fagales, Fagaceae.